Molecule: messenger RNA, 285 nt
Organism: Penicillium macrosclerotiorum
Lineage: Eukaryota; Fungi; Ascomycota; Eurotiomycetes; Eurotiales; Aspergillaceae
Exons: 1
Coding region: 1-285 (94 amino acids)
Source: RefSeq, a predicted model, not a curated record
AUGGCCUAUGAGAUUGAUGAGCAGGCAUGUCCAGCUCAGCAUACCCAUGUCUACCGGGUUCAGGACCGCGACUGGGAUCCUCCACAGUCGUUGAGGUGGCGGUUCAGCCCCAGGUCCCCCGGUCCACAUGCCGCCGCAGCACGCGAGGACCUGGAGGUAUUGGACGAUACGGAUAAAUUACCGUGGGACGUGGCCGUGCCUGCUGCAAAGCUGCAAGGGACGGGGGACGGGGGACCCCGUUUUAUUCUCGGGCAGGGACAAGUCCUUAUGAUUGGGGGGUAUUGA